Molecule: messenger RNA, 718 nt
Organism: Trichoplusia ni (cabbage looper)
Lineage: Eukaryota; Metazoa; Arthropoda; Insecta; Lepidoptera; Noctuidae
Exons: 3
Coding region: 32-718 (228 amino acids)
Source: RefSeq, a predicted model, not a curated record
AAUUUUAAAUUUUGUGUUACCAGUAAUAAAAAUGCGUUGGUCGACAGUGUUGCUAGUGGUUUUGUAUUUUGCGUCGUGUGAGGGGUUAGAGAAUGCAGUUGAAGGAAGAGGAAAGAAAAAGAAAAUUGCAUUGGCCAUAUACUUCGCGGAUCUAGUCAUCAAAAAGAUCUUUGUCCUGAAGCUGAUAUACGCGUUUGCCUUCUGGGUGCUGCUGCACAAGGCCGGCUACAUCUUCGGCUGGGUGCUCAGCUACUUCAAGGAGCAAAAGCAUGAGUACCACGACUACCACGGCCACCACGAUCACCACGACCACCACCACAUCGAGUACGGUCCCCCGGGGCCUUACAGGCGGAAGAGUCAGAAACCAUACAAUCCUUAUUCCAGUCCUCAUAAAACUGUUCCCACAAUCGUGGCUCUCGCAGUUCUAUCAAAACUGGCUGUCGUGAAAGUCGCCUCAUUCUUCUUCCUCGUCGCGUUCUUCCAAAAGCUGUUCUACGUCGGAGGCCUUCUCCUCAACUACUACCUGAAGAACCAGGGUCCCUCCGGCCCUCCAUCCGCUCCCAACAUGAUGUACGGACCUCCUUCAGACUACAACACCGUCGGGUACAGUUACGAACCUCCCGAAGAGCCUUUCCCGGGCCCCGAAGCUUUACCCAGCAUCAGCAUUGCAGACUUCAGUAACGGGUUCAAUUGGCUGCUUAGCAAGAAUCAGUCGUAA